Messenger RNA from Prunus mume (Japanese apricot), 1040 nucleotides. It is a transcript of the gene FAP1, whose product is annotated as Chalcone-flavanone isomerase family protein. The record is from RefSeq and is a predicted model, not a curated record. Gene Ontology annotation, molecular function: intramolecular lyase activity; fatty acid binding. Gene Ontology annotation, cellular component: chloroplast stroma. NCBI's taxonomy places the organism in Eukaryota, Viridiplantae, Streptophyta, Magnoliopsida, Rosales, Rosaceae. Gene Ontology annotation, biological process: fatty acid metabolic process.
AUAGAAACAAAGAAGCAGAAGAAAAUGGUGUCCUUCCGCUUCCCCUUCUCGUUUCCUCAGCCCCCAAAGCACACUCCUCCCACCUACUCCUCCUCCUCCUCUGCCACGUCGCGUCCCUUCUCUGCCACCACCGCCGCCGUAGCCGUUGCCGCUGGUGCCGCAGCAGUCGCCGGAGUGGCUGCUGCCACCCACAACUCCACAAACCAAGCACACCCAUUUCUCCAAAACGCACUGAAUCUCUUCUUUGCCAAUCGCUCUCUGCCACUUUUGGGUUCGCUCUCUCUAAACUACACUUCGAGCUCCGUCGUUGAUUCCAAGACUGGAGCCUCGUUUCCUUCGGUUCUGGAUGACUCUCGCCGACUUCUUGGAAUUGGGUUGCGGAGAAAACGAGUGUUCGGCUUAAAGAACAUCGAUGUCUAUGCAUUUGGUAUUUAUGCUGAUGACAAGGACAUAAAAGAAUUGCUUAGCGAGAAAUAUGGGAAAUUGUCCGUUUCGGAACUUCAGGACAACAAUGAGUAUAGUGAUGAUUUGCUGGAAACUGAUAUAGGCAUGACCGUUAGACUACAAAUAGUUUAUGGCAGAUUGAGCAUUAGUUCCGUGCGUAGUGCUUUUGAGGAGUCUGUUGGAAGCAGACUUAGGAAGUUUGGAGGAUCAGAUAAUCAAGAAUUGCUCCAAACGUUCACUUCCCAAUUCAAAGACGAAUACAAAAUACCAAAGGGAUCUGUAAUAGAUCUCUCAAGGGAACGGGGCUAUGUACUUCGAACAACAAUUGAUGGAAAGGAGGUGGGAAGCAUAGAGAGUAAACUCCUGUGUAAGUCGCUUCUGGAUUUAUAUAUAGGCGAGGAACCAUUUGAUGAACAAGCGAAAGAAGAUGUGAAGCUCAAUUUGGCCUCUCUCCUUCACAAGUAGAUGGGAGAGAGAGACAAUCAAAGAGUCAGAUAUUUUUUCUUCUUCUCCUUUUUCAUGUAUAAUCAUAUUUAAUCAAAUAGAUCAGGAAUAAAAUUUGAUUUUAUUAAAGUAGAUAAUCUUUAUUUCUUCUC